AUGGUGACAAAAGAAAAUCUUUCAAAUGUUAUAGAUAAAAACAAAGUUCGAAGAGCUCGUGAAAAAGCCCGUAGUUUACUAAGUAAAGCACACACUGAUUCUAAAGUAUUUAUAAAAAGCAUUUAUUUUGAUGAUAGAAAAGAGUACAUUAUAUCAAGAGAAAAAAGAUGGGCGAUUUCACCGCAGAAGGAUUUUAGAAGAGCAUAUUUCCAUAAUACCAUAAUAGAGGAACCGGAAUCGGUUUAUAUGUCCCUAGUUUCUGGCACUGGAAAAUCCAUUGCAGUGAGUAUUUAUGAGUUUUGUGUUAAAAAUAAUAUAAGCUUCGAUCAGAUUGAUUAUGAUGGCACUGGAGUAAAUACCGGCUGUAAAAAUGGUGUCAGAAGAUAUUUAGAAUUACAAAUAAAAAUACCUCUUCAGUGGUUUAUCUGUCAGUUACAUGCGAAUGAGUUACCUUUCAGACAUUUAUUUGAGCACCUAGAUGGCCGAACAACUGGUCCAUCACAAUAUAUGGGCUCAAUUGAAAAAUCACUUGAGAAUUGUGAAGUGCGAUCCGUGGUAGAUUUUAUUCCCGUUAUUGGAUUUUUGCCUGAAGUAAAUUCAGAUGAUCUAAGUACAUACCAGCGGUAUUUGAACAAAAUAUGCCAAGCUGUUUCCUUUGGACAAUACCCGCAAAAUAUAGCCAAUUCCCAACCUGGAAAAAUAUCACAUGCAAGGUGGUUGACUAAAGCAAAUCGUAUCCUUCGAUUUUAUAUGAGUUGUGAAAAACCGUCACAAAACUUAAUAAUUACCUAUUGUUGA
This is a messenger RNA of Brassicogethes aeneus, 798 nucleotides long. The record is from the annotation of a GenBank genome assembly. NCBI's taxonomy places the organism in Eukaryota, Metazoa, Arthropoda, Insecta, Coleoptera, Nitidulidae.